This is a messenger RNA of Tetrapisispora phaffii CBS 4417, 297 nucleotides long. It is a transcript of the gene MRPL44, whose product is annotated as mitochondrial 54S ribosomal protein mL53. The coding region runs from base 1 to 297 and encodes 98 amino acids. The transcript has 2 exons. Lineage: Eukaryota; Fungi; Ascomycota; Saccharomycetes; Saccharomycetales; Saccharomycetaceae. Gene Ontology annotation, cellular component: mitochondrial large ribosomal subunit. The record is from RefSeq and is a predicted model, not a curated record. Gene Ontology annotation, molecular function: structural constituent of ribosome.
AUGUUGACUAAAUAUUUUAUGAAAGUAGUCGUGAGGUUCAAUCCAUUCGGCAAAGAAGCCAAGACUGCCAGACUGUUCCUUGGCUCAAUUCCACCCCAUCAAAGACAGCAAGGCACCACGAUCCAGAACAAACUACUGACUGAAGGGUCUUCAGAGAAGCCGCUGCUUAAAGUGAUAUUUAAAGACAAGAAAGAGAUGGAAGCUGACCCUACAACCAUGUCUUUCCAAGAAGUAUCAAAUCUAUUUGAUAGACAUUCGAAAAAACUAGCAUUGAAGGAGACCAUCGAGAAACAAUAG